UCACAACGCUGCGAAGUUCAUGUAAUAUCAACGCGAAAGAUAUAUGGCCCGAGUGAUCAAGCGUAAGCGUGAGACUGCCGCUGACGGGCUUGUCUGGAAGGAGGUCAAGCUUCCAGAUCGUUUGGAGAAUUACGAAGGCUUUUUCGGCCUCGAGGAAGUGGACGAUGUCGAGGUAGUUCGUGACCCGUCCAGCGGCAAGCUUUCAUAUGUGCCCAACGACGUGCGAAAGUCCAGCGUGCAAGAUGCCCGCUCCAACGGCGAUGAUGAAGACGCUUGGGAAGGCUGGGACGAUACGCCACAUCACCUUGGAAAUGGCCGCAAGACAGCGUCGAAGGCAACACCUUCUGCGAAACGCUUCAAGCCAAAUGAGACCUCAACCGCCGCCUUACAAGUGCUGCCGGACGUUCUUGAAAACAGCAUGAUAGACGUAUCUGCUUGGCGACCUCUGAAACUAUCACCGGAUACGCUCGCCUCCCUUGCACGGCUCGGAUUUAGCAACCCUACACCAAUACAGCGCGCUGCAAUUCCUGAAGCCCUGGGUGGUCACGAUGUUGUUGGGAAAGCAUCUACAGGCUCUGGGAAAACGCUUGCUUUCGGAAUUCCGAUACUAGAGCGCUUCCUGGAACUGCGCUCGAAGAGGAACAAUGUGCCAUCGAAGGGCAGACACCCUCUUGCACUGCUGCUCUCUCCCACACGAGAGCUUGCCCACCAAUUGGACAAACAUCUCCGGGCGCUUUGCUCGAGCGACUACUUUGACGGACCAUCGAUCGCCACUGUAACCGGAGGUCUGUCGAUUCUUAAACAACAACGGCUACUGAAGACUGCCGACAUUGUUAUUGGUACGCCUGGUCGUUUAUGGGAGGUUAUGAGCUCUGGCCAGGGCACCUUGGAUGCACUCAGUCGCAUACAGUUUCUCAUCGUGGAUGAGGCCGAUCGUUUGCUCAGUGAGGGCCACUAUAAGGAGGUCGAGGAGAUUCUGGAUGCUCUAUAUAGGCGGCACGACUCAGAAGACGACGAGGCGGCUGUGCAAGCGGAUGCUGGCGACUCUCGUCCGGCUCGGCAGACUCUUGUCUUUUCCGCGACGUUCGAUCGUGGGCUGCAGAAAAAGUUGGGAGGCAAAGGUCAAAGUACCGGCAACCUCCUUGGCAACAAGGAGUCCCUAGCCUACCUACUCGCGAAACUAAAGUUUCGGGAGGACAAGCCGAAGUUCAUUGACGUCGAUCCACUCAAGCAGCUGGCUACUGGCUUGAAAGAAGGGCUCGUCUCCUGCAGCGGCACGGAGAAAGAUCUCUAUCUGUACGCGCUACUUCUACUACACCCAAAUGCGCGCACACUUGUGUUCACCAAUUCGAUCGACGCAGUUCGGCGCAUCACACCGUUUCUGCAGAAUCUGAACAUUCAGGCCCUGGGUCUGCAUUCAGGCAUGCCGCAAAAGGCACGCUUGCGGUCCGUAGAACGGUUUACCCAAAGUUCGAACAGCCACAAGCCUUCCGCGUCCGUGCUGGUUGCCACCGACGUUGCUGCCCGAGGACUCGACAUUCCCAACGUACAACUUGUUGUUCAUUAUCAUCUUCCUCGAGCUGCAGAUGGAUACGUUCACCGGUCUGGGCGCACUGCUCGCGCCGGCCAACCUGGGUCGAGCAUCAUCAUCUGCGGCCCCGAGGAGGUUGCUGGUGUUCGCCGAUUGAUCGCUAAAGUGCACGCCCAAUCAGCCGCAGCAACCGGUCAAAGUGGUAUGGAGGUGGCAAAGCAAGGUUACUUCAUACGGACCCUUGACAUUGACCGGCGGGUGGUGUCACGUCUUAAACCUCGAGCCGCCCUUGCAAAGAAGUUGGCUGAUGCGGUCCUCGCGAAGGAGAAAGAACACCGUGCUGACGACUUCUUUAAAGCCGCUGCGGACGAGUUGGGGGUUGAGUACGAUAGCGAGGAAAUGGAGAAGCAGGGCAGUGGUCGGAGGGGGAGAGGCAGCGGCCGCAAAGCCAAGGAGCGCAAGCUUCGUGAGCUGUCAAAAUCUGAGGUUGGCGCAACGAGGAGUGAACUGAAGGGGCUCCUAAGCCAGAGAGUCAACAUUGGUGUCAGUGAGCGAUACUUAACCUCUGGCGGCAUCGAUGUGAACGCUUUGCUACAGGAGCAGGAUGCUGGUGGAAGAGGCGCGGAUUUUCUGGGAGCUGUGACGGGCCUAGGGCUGGACGAUGCCUGAUCUUGCGGAAGCCUCUGACCGUAUGUGCGGUGAGGACCGGCCCCCUUCUUCCAUUCGGCGCUCUAUUGCGAUAUCGUCGAAGAAGCCUGGACAAUAUGUCUCGGCAACCCCAAAUCGUGCAAUUUGCGGAGUGUAGAUAGCGCCGGUCUUCUUACCGCAACCAAAAAUACGAGCGCUUACUAAGAGCUACCUAACGCUAGGGCCGAAAUACCGGCAGGUGAGACUGUGCCUAAAGCAAAUGCAGAAGCGACCAUGCCGAGAACAGGUACCAGUACCCCGGG
Messenger RNA from Baudoinia panamericana UAMH 10762, 2481 nucleotides. RefSeq lists its product as uncharacterized. Gene Ontology annotation, molecular function: RNA helicase activity; ATP binding; nucleic acid binding. The record is from RefSeq and is a predicted model, not a curated record. Gene Ontology annotation, cellular component: nucleolus. The transcript has a single exon. Bases 44 to 2200 code for a protein of 718 amino acids. NCBI's taxonomy places the organism in Eukaryota, Fungi, Ascomycota, Dothideomycetes, Mycosphaerellales, Teratosphaeriaceae.